This is a messenger RNA of Pipistrellus nathusii (Nathusius's pipistrelle), 1182 nucleotides long. NCBI's taxonomy places the organism in Eukaryota, Metazoa, Chordata, Mammalia, Chiroptera, Vespertilionidae. The record is from the annotation of a GenBank genome assembly.
AUGGCCACUGCACAACUGCAAGGAACACCCAUGAGUGAAUUGGUAUUUCCCAGCAAGAUUCCGACUGAGCAGCAGUCCUUGAUGCUGGUGAAGAGGCUCCUAGCGGUUUCUGUGUCCUGCAUCACGUAUUUGAGAGGAAUAUUUCCAGAAUGUGCUUAUGGAUCAAGAUAUCUAGAUGAUCUUUGUGUCAAAAUUCUGAGAGACGAUAAAACUUGUCCAGGAGCUACACAGUUAGUGAAGUGGAUGCGAGGAUGCUAUGAUGCUUUACAGAAAAAAUAUCUAAGGAUUGUUGUUCUAGCUGUAUACACCAACCCAGAAGACCCUCAGACAAUUUCAGAAUGUUACCAAUUUAAAUUCAAGUACAGUGGGAAUGGACCAGUCAUGGACUUCAUAAGUCAAAGCACUGAAUCUAGUAUGUCAUAUGCUGACACCAAGAAAGCAAGUAUUCUCCUCAUUCGCAAGAUGUAUGUUCUAAUGCAAAAUCUGGAACCUUUACCUAAUGAUGUUUGCUUGACCAUGAAACUUUUUUACUAUGAUGAAGUUACACCCCCAGAUUACCAGCCUCCUGGUUUUAAGGAUGGUGAUUGUGAAGGAGUGAUAUUUGAAGGGGAGCCUAUGUACUUAAAUGUGGGAGAAGUCCCAACACCCUUUCACACCUUCAAAGUAAAGGUGACUACCGAGAAAGAACGAAUGGAAAAUAUUGAUUCAACUGUAUUAUUUCCAAACCAGUUAAAAACGCCAUUUCAAAAAAUUCUCAUGGACGAAGAUGGUCCAGAAGAUGAACAGGAGCAAUAUACAUCUGAUGAUUUUGACAUUGAAACAAAAAUAGAAGAGCAGAAAAAAAAUCCUAGAUCUUCUGAACUUGGAGAACCAAGUUUAGUUUGUGAAGAAGAUGAAUUUAUGAGAUCUAAAGAAGGUCCAGAGUUUUCAGUUUCUCAUUCUCAGGUUGAGCAGUUAGUCAGUAAAACAUCUGAACUUGUUAUGUCUGAAAGCAAAACAAGAAGUGGAAAAAUUUUUCAGAAUAAAAUAGCUAAUGGAAAUAAACCAGUAAAAUCUUCUAAAGCAAAUCGGAAGAGAUUUCAACUAGAAUCUGAAAAAACAGUUCUUCAUCACAUUGACUCUGCUAGUCAAGAGUCAGUGCCAAAAAAAAGAAAGUUUAGUGAACCAAAGGAAGAUAUAUAA